Messenger RNA from Pelodiscus sinensis (Chinese soft-shelled turtle), 4681 nucleotides. It is a transcript of the gene SYT4, whose product is annotated as synaptotagmin 4. The record is from RefSeq and is a predicted model, not a curated record. NCBI's taxonomy places the organism in Eukaryota, Metazoa, Chordata, Testudines, Trionychidae. Gene Ontology annotation, cellular component: axon; plasma membrane; synapse. Gene Ontology annotation, molecular function: calcium-dependent phospholipid binding; phosphatidylserine binding; calcium ion binding. Gene Ontology annotation, biological process: vesicle fusion; calcium ion-regulated exocytosis of neurotransmitter.
GCGUCAAUUUGGGUCUCAACCACGUCUUCAGUCUCAGAGCGGAGCUACUCAGAAGAGCCAAAACGGGAAGGGGGUUGCAAAUCACUGCGAAGAGGGAAGGUCUAAAAGCUCCCUCCCCUCCUCCCCCAAUAUAGCCUCCUCCUCCUAAACCUUCCCGAUCUUUCAUGUUUGUGUUUUCAUCACGCUGGAAAAUAAGGCUCCGUUGGGUUUGUGCAAGCUAAGAUCUGGGCUGAGAAGGGGAAGUGCGUUUCGGUACCUUGGACAGAGCACGCCGCAAAAAUGGCUCCGAUUUCAGCUACCAGAGAAGAAUUUGAUGAAAUUCCUACAGUGGUUGGGAUCUUUAGUGCUUUUGGCCUUGUCUUCACAGUCUCCCUCUUCGCUUGGAUCUGCUGCCAGCGUAAAUCUUCCAAAUCCAACAAGACCCCUCCCUACAAAUUUGUCCAUGUGCUGAAGGGAGUUGACAUUUAUCCAGAGAACCUCAACAGUAAGAAAAAAUUUGGAGCAGAUGACAAAUGUGAAGCAAAAAGCAAACCAGUGAUGCCAAAGAAUUCUCUUCACCUUGACCUGGAGAAGAGAGAUUUGAAUGGCAACUUCCCCAAAACAACCCCCAAAAUCCAGAGCUCUCCAGAUGUUGAGAACUUGACUCCAAAGCAUUUUGCAGAAAGGGAGAAAAAUUCAAUCUCCCCCGAGAGCAUAAAAUCCAACACUUCACUGUCUUCUGAAGAGAAACAAGACAAGUUAGGGACUCUCUUUUUCUCUUUAGAGUACAACUUUGAGAAGAAGGCAUUUGUAGUAAACAUCAAAGAAGCACGUGGAUUGCCAGCCAUGGAUGAGCAGUCCAUGACUUCUGAUCCCUACAUCAAAAUGACAAUCUUGCCCGAGAAGAAGCACAAGGUGAAAACCAGAGUGCUGAGAAAAACCUUAGAUCCAGCUUUUGAUGAAACCUUCACCUUUUAUGGGAUCCCCUAUAGCCAAGUCCAAGAUUUAAUCCUUCACUUUAUGAUCUUGAGUUUUGACAGGUUUUCCAGAGAUGACAUAAUUGGAGAAGUCCUCAUGCCACUGGAAGGAGUUGAAUUGUCAGAAGGAAGGAUGUUAAUGAACAGAGAGAUCAUCAAAAGAAAUGUUAGGAAGUCUUCUGGGCGUGGAGAAUUACUGAUCUCUCUCUGCUACCAAUCUACAACAAACACUCUAACGGUGGUUGUUUUAAAAGCCAGACAUCUACCCAAAGCUGAUGUUUCAGGAUUAUCAGAUCCUUAUGUCAAAGUGAAUCUCUACCAUGCUAAGAAGAGAAUCUCCAAGAAGAAAACCCAUGUGAAGAAAUGCACCCCUAAUGCAGUAUUCAAUGAACUGUUUGUCUUUGACAUUCCUUGUGAGGGCCUUGAAGAUAUCAGCAUUGAAUUUUUGGUUUUGGAUUCAGAUAGGGGGUCCAGGAAUGAGAUUAUUGGCCGAUUAACCCUGGGAGCUUCAGCAGAAGGGACAAGUGGAGAACAUUGGAAGGAAAUUUGUGAAUAUCCUAGGAGACAAAUUGCCAAGUGGCAUAUGUUGUGUGAUGGUUAGAAAUCUAGAAAUGGGUUGGAACUUAAAAAAAAAUGUUUCCAUAGGCAAGGAGCAAUUUUCUUUCUGUGUAAUGUAUAAUUACAGGCUUGUAACAAGACAUCCUUUUUGUUAAGACUGGAUUGAAUUAUCAGACUGGAAAGCAACUAAAUUUUCACAAAGGUCUUUCUAAUCCAUAGAACCUUGACAUGAUUUCAUAUGAUAUUCAUAUUCUGCUGGAGUUUACAUAGUAAUAGACUUGUGAAGCAGUGUAAACUUCAAUAAGAGCAGUCUAUCUUUAUGAAUAAAUCACUGGAAACUGUAGAUUACUACUCCAUGCAGAAAAUGAUAACCUCAUUAAUAUAUAUUGCUAGAUCAAGGGACAGACUUUUUUUUAAGUCUAAAAAGUGGGAAUGCGUGAGAGACAGAAAGAAUACUUAGCUUGGCUUACCAUUGUAUGAGAAACCUUCUCUUAUGGAAACUCAAGCAAUUUUCCUAAGUUGAGGGUACUUAAACUUUGAAUAACCCAAAUGCAAGAAAUUUUCAACAACUUGCUUUGCAUAUCACAUCAGGUGCAAAUAGUUGUUAUGUGUGUGAAAUAUUGUAUAAUAAUUUUUGUUUUGGGAUUUUUUAUUAUUAUUACUGUGGAUGAAACAAGUAUGGUCUAAAAGUAGCAAACAAAUUAAAAUGAAUAGUUUUAUAAAAAGGGCUCAGAUAAAGGUGAAUACACGUUUACAAUAUGGUUAUGAUCUGUGCUAUAAGUACGACCUGAGAUUCCUUCCCCCUAUGCCUAGGUCAGACAUAGAGCAUUUCUAAUGAAGGUAAAACAUUUACUGAAAUGUGCAGAAUAUUACAAUGAAUGGUCUUUCAUGAGUUAUAUUUUUUAAAAGUUGGAAAUAUCUACAAAAAAGUCUCUACCAUUUUUUCUAUUUGCUUUAUUAAAAUAAUAAUUAAAAAAACACAAAUUGUAUUGUAUUGUGUGGCAGAAAUCAAAGCCCUAAUCCCAUUAAAACAUAUCUGUGUGUUUAAGUUUACACACUGUGAGUGGUCUCCCUGAAAUCAAUAAGACUAUUUGCAAAGUAUAAAGCAUAACAGAUCUUUACAGGACUGAGGCCAAAACUAGCAUUAUAACCACAAGCUAACUCACCUUAGAGGAACAAUUUUAAAGUAGAACCUCAUUUCAAUCAUUUUCAUGUAUCCAUGGCUGAUUGUAUUGAAAAAUGGGGAGGGAAAGGGAGAGGGAAACAAACUUAAGAUUUCACUGUAGUGUGCAACAUGUAUGUAUCAAGUGAUUUAAAUGUGAUCACAGUGCCAGAUUGGGGAAAUAUGUGUAAUAAUAAAGUAAAUGCAUAUACACUAAUUUCUUAUGCAGGGUUGUCUGCAAAUACUUUUCCUAUGUUCUUUUUGAAUGAUAAGCUUUGUAAAGAAGAAUAUUUGAAACAUAUUAGGUAGGAAUACAGAGAAUUAAAAAAAAUGUAGGAUCAGUUUCUGAUACCCUUGGUCAGACUCAGUACCUCCUUCCUUCACAUGUAAUCCCACUGAAAACAGUGAGACUGCUUGAGAAUUAAUGUAUCACAGCAUGAAGAGGGGCUGCAGAAUGCAGCUAAGAUGAUGAAAGAAUUUUAACAAUUUGGUACUGUACUAGACUUUCAGAGAAGAGACUGUUGAAGCCUAUUGGCAUUUUGCUGCUGGCUUCAGUGGGUCCAUAAUUUGUCCAUAAAAUGACAAAGUGGAGGUAGUUGGAAUGUUAAAUAUGCAAGAACAAAAUAAAUACUACUGGAAGAAUUCCAUUUAGGUUCUUUUGGGUUUUGUGUUAGUGCUUUCUCAAGUUUUUGAGAAUGUGUUUGAUAUCACAAUGUUUAUAAAGUUCUGUAAAAUGAAUUUUCAAAACAACUUCUAUACAGAUUUUACGACAAUAGUUAGUGUAAAUGAAAUUCAUUUUGUUUGUACAAAAGAAUAAAAACUGUUUAGAUACUGAUUAGCUACUUCAAGGCUAGAGUUUGUUAACCUUAUAUACAAAGGGUCAGAUCCAAAGUCCAAUUAAGUCAAAAGAAAAAAAUCCCAUUGACUUGGUGGGCUUUGAAUGAGUACCAUAUAGUGGUGCCUUAAUCAUAAUAGUCCUAGCCAAUGGAACAAUUUAGGAGUAAACUACUACUCGGCAUAUUUAAGGGUGAUUGAAUCUUGCCCCAAAAAAGUAGCAUUAUGGAGCAAGCCAGCAACAUCUUUAUUAGAGUAAAAAAAUAAUGUUAUGAAAGCAAUCCACUAAAGUCAAUGGGGUUGUCUUGUAUUAUAAGGUAGAACUAAAGCAAAGAUAAAGUUAUUACAAUUAGAACCACAAGUAGCACAAUGUCUCCAUUAAUGUGAUCAGAUGAUGAGAUUUAACAUCAUUCUGUAGUGAAUACAAAGCCUUUCAUUCAGUACAAUAUAUGAAGUCUCCUUUUCAUUACUUUCUUUCUUUCUUUCUUUCUUUCUUUCUUUCUUUCUUUCUUUCUUUCUUUUGUUUUGUUUUUAGAAAAAAAUGUCAGCCAAAGGCUGCAGUCAUCUGUCAUUUAUCCACCCAAUGUGAUGUUGUCAGGAGGAUGUUUUAAAGUUUCCAUAGCUGUCUACGGGUUAAUAUUUCUACCAGAUAAAUGACAGCUGGGGAGGGAGGGGCGGAGAGAGGGAGUUGGGAAGUAAAGAACUUUUUAUUACUCUGGAAGAACUGUAAAUAGGAUUUUUGUGUUUACGUUAAAGCACUGAUUAGCUUGUAAAGUUGAGUAAAAAUGAUUUGUGACCCAUUCAUAAACCAGACAUGGGAGGAGAAAAACUGAUCCUUCCCCAAAAUGAGAAAUUUUGCCAUUUUAUAAAGUAUAUAAUUCUCAAUGUGAAUCUCUUGAGCUCUGUUAAGGAUACUGUACUGUAUUAAACAUGUAAAAUAAUGUUUGUCUAAGUAGCUUAUGAAAAAAAACUGAAUGGGAGGUUAUUCAUGUCUGAAGUUCUGUUGUGACUAAAUAACUGAUUUCUUAUGCUGUUGUAACUUGAUAGAAGUUAUUUGGGAGGAAGCAUGGUGUAUGAGGUUUUGUAAGUUUUUGUGCCAGCUCUGUAUGUUGUGCCAUGUAUGUAAGACAAGAAUAAACUGCUGCUUUCAUUCAUCUCAUCCCAACAUAAA